AUGACGCUCGAUGAAUAUCUCUCUUAUAAGUGAUCAUCACAAUCACCGAGUUCUUAACAACAAACAACGUUUCUUGAAAGUAUCGCUUAAGAACUCAAUUACCCAUAAUUCCUGGCGAGCGCCUUCAAAUAUGGCGACAGCCGUCGAUACAGUACUAAAUGUUGCUGUACCUGGACCUUUUCGGGACUCUUUAAAUUCCUUAGGCUUUGAAGUUUAUCCUUUGAAGAUAGGAUGGUACAAUGCAGUCGUGUCUCAGGCCCAUCAGCUUCCAUAUCCAGAGAAUACUCUGGCACUUGUGGUCCUCAGCACACCAUCCAUGUUUGAGAGAGUGUUCAUGCCUUUCCUGAGGAUGGGCUGCUGCAAAGGUGUCAGAGAUCCAAUCGAUCAGUGUGUAGCCCAGAACAUCAAAUCCUGUGUCUCGGAGUGUCUUCCAGACCAGAGUGUGGAUAUCAUGUUUGACUAUGAGAUGCUGCCCAGCAGAAAGCCCAAGUUUCUGGCUCAGACUGCAGCUCAUGUAGCAGGUGCAGCGCGAUACUACCGGUCAUCAGAUGUUCAGGAUCCACCAUGGGGGAACAAGAAAAUGUUUGGUGUGUGUAUCCAUCCACGGCUGGGGGGCUGGUUCGCUAUUCGGUCUUUGCUGGUGCUGAAGGGUGUAGAAGUGGGUGAAGCACUACAGCAAGUAGCUCCACCUGACUGUGUUAGCUCACAGGAGGCCAGGAUAGAGCUUUUACAGAGGUUUAACCUGUGCUGGCGUGACUGGACGUACCGAGACAUCAUACCCACUGAGGAGCGUUACUCCCCUCAGCAACAAGAGUACUUCAUUACCCCUCCAGACCAGAGGGGAGAGCUGCUGAAGCAGUGGGGCUUUCUACCUGAAGCAGAGACUGAGACACAGAUAUCAACCAGCAGGCAAGGAUGACAUGGGCAGCAUCCUAAAACUCUGUAGUCUCAAAACCAAAAUACACACUGAUGAUCUGAUUUAAGCUAAAGUAAAGGCACAAGAUAUUGAGUCAACAUGAAUGAAGAUUCAAACAUGAAACUUUAACGCCUGAUUAUAUUCGGUAAUGUCGUAUUUACUGUUGAUUUGAUGAUUGUCAGUAAGACGCUGGCGCUGAGAAUGGAUAAAUGAACAUCAAGCACAAAAUUCUGAUGUAUAAUGACUUUAUUUAUGUAACAAAAUCAUUAAAAAGAAACAUGCAGCA
This is a messenger RNA of Tachysurus fulvidraco (yellow catfish), 1202 nucleotides long. It is a transcript of the gene mmachc, whose product is annotated as metabolism of cobalamin associated C. The transcript has 4 exons. The record is from RefSeq and is a predicted model, not a curated record. Bases 11 to 919 code for a protein of 302 amino acids. Gene Ontology annotation, molecular function: cyanocobalamin reductase (cyanide-eliminating) (NADP+) activity; FAD binding; demethylase activity. Gene Ontology annotation, biological process: cobalamin metabolic process. Lineage: Eukaryota; Metazoa; Chordata; Actinopteri; Siluriformes; Bagridae. Gene Ontology annotation, cellular component: cytoplasm.